Messenger RNA from Rhinolophus ferrumequinum (greater horseshoe bat), 1982 nucleotides. RefSeq names its product phosphatidylglycerophosphate synthase 1 (gene PGS1). The coding region runs from base 22 to 1683 and encodes 553 amino acids. Lineage: Eukaryota; Metazoa; Chordata; Mammalia; Chiroptera; Rhinolophidae. Gene Ontology annotation, biological process: cardiolipin biosynthetic process. The record is from RefSeq and is a predicted model, not a curated record. Gene Ontology annotation, molecular function: CDP-diacylglycerol-glycerol-3-phosphate 3-phosphatidyltransferase activity. The transcript has 10 exons. Gene Ontology annotation, cellular component: mitochondrion.
AAGCGGAAGCGGUGAGUCUCCAUGGCGGCGGCGGCUGCGGGGCCGGUGUUCUGGAGGCGCCUGCUAGGCCUCCUACCCGGCCGGCCCGGGCUGGCCGCGCUCCUCGGGCGCCUGUCCGACCGCUUCGGCAGGAACCGGGACCGCCGGCGCAGGAGGUCACCAUGGCUGUUGUUGGCUCCUUUGCUGUCCCCAGCUGUCCCCCAAGUCACCUCCCCUCCUUGCUGCCUGUGUCCGGAGGGUGUGCACAGGUUCCAGUGGAUCAGAAACCUGGUUCCAGAGUUUGGCGUCUCCAGUUCUCAUGUCAGGGUGCUGUCUUCCCCCACAGAGUUUUUUGAGCUCAUGAAGGGGCAGAUAAAAGUAGCCAAGAGUCGGGUCGUGAUGGCGUCCCUCUACCUGGGGACAGGUCCUUUGGAACAGGAACUGGUGGAUUGUCUGGAAAGCACUCUAGAAAACUCACUCCAAGCGAAGUUUCCUUCAGACCUCAAGGUGUCCAUUCUCUUGGACUUCACCCGGGGCUCACGAGGUAGGAAGAACUCUCGCACCAUGCUGCUCCCGCUGUUGCAGAAGUUUCCGGAACAGGUCCGAGUCUCCCUCUUCCACACCCCGAACCUCCGCGGGUUUCUGCGGCUUCUGAUCCCGGAGCGCUUCAACGAGACCAUCGGCCUCCAGCACAUGAAAGCGUAUCUCUUUGACAACAACGUCAUCUUGAGCGGGGCCAACCUGAGUGACUCCUACUUCACCAACCGUCAGGACCGCUACGUGUUCUUGCAGGACUGUCCCGAGAUUGCGGACUUCUUCACGGAGCUGGUGGAUGCUGUGGGGGACGUUUCUCUGCAGUUGCAGGGGGACGACACAGUGCAGGUGGUGGAGGGGAUGGUGCACCCCUACAAAGGUGACCGGGCUGCGUACUGCAAGGCCGCCAACGAGAGGGUCAUGGGUGUCAUCAACUCAGCCAGGACCCGCCAGCAGAUGCUGCACGCCCAGACCUUCCACAGUGACGCCCUUUUGACCCAGGAAGACGCAGCGGCUGCUGGGGACCGGAGGCCCGCCCCGGACACCUGGAUUUACCCGCUCGUCCAGAUGAAGCCCUUUGAGAUUCAGAUUGAUGAGAUUGUCACUGAGACCCUGCUGACAGAGGCUGAGCGAGGUGCCAAGGUUUACCUCACCACUGGCUACUUCAACCUGACGCAGGCCUACAUGGACCUGGUCUUGGGCACGCGGGCUGAGUACCAGAUCCUGCUGGCCUCGCCGGAAGUGAAUGGUUUCUUUGGGGCCAAAGGGGUGGCAGGCGCCAUCCCGGCCGCCUACGUGCAUAUUGAGCGACAGUUCUACAGUGAGGUGUGCAGCCUGGGGCAGCAGGAGCGAGUCCGGCUGCAGGAGUACGGGCGCAGGGGCUGGACCUUUCAUGCCAAAGGCCUGUGGCUGUACCUGGCUGGGAGCAGCCUGCCCUGUCUCACGUUGAUUGGCUCUCCUAAUUUUGGGUACAGGUCAGUCCAUCGGGACCUGGAGGCCCAGAUCGCCAUCGUGACGGAAAACCAGGCCUUACAGCAGCAGCUCCACCAGGAGCAGGAGCAGCUCUACCUGAGGUCAGGUGUGGUGUCCUCCGCCACAUUCGAGCAGCCGAGUCGGCAGGUGAAGCUGUGGGUGAAGCUGGUGACGCCGCUGAUUAAGAACUUCUUCUGAGGAUGACAGGGAUGGCCUUGAUGAAGAUGACGGGCACAGCCGGCGUCAGCUCCUUCAGCCGCGCUUCAGUGAUGACCCCGGUCUGGGUGUCCCAGCGAGCGCCUGCAGGGCAAUGCUGGCCGUGAGUGAGGGGACGGGCCUGGCCUCGCACCCCACGCCUGCAGGGAUAGGCUGGUGCCCCCAACACCCCCGACUUGGCUCUGCUCCCAAAGAGCUCAAGCCAGGUGCCAGGGGCUGGCUGGGCACAGGAAUUGCUGAAGACGGAGCUGUAAACGGAGAGGUCAUCAGUAAUCACGUGG